GGCAGCGCGGAGUGAAAGGGCUUCACCCACCCACCCGCCCUUGGGCCUGGGGGGCGGGGGGGCUGAGCUGCCUGGCAGCCGCCCUACAAGCGGCAGCCUGGGGCCGGGACCGGGCGAUGUCCCAUCCCGUGUGCGCCAGGGGCAGAAUCAAUCUGUCAGUUGUCGGCAGUUCAGGGGCCGCAGCUUCUUCCCGCGCACGGUCACUUUCUGACCUUCCGAGCAGCCCGGAUCCACUUCCGCCUUCCCCGCGGCCCCGCCCUGUCACGCCAUCCCCUCCCUCCCUCGCUCCCUCCCAACCUUCACUCGCUUUCCCCAGGCUGGGGCAGGCUCUGGGCUGGAUAAACAUGGGAGCGAAUGAAAUCAGGACAUGUCCCUGUGGGGAGGGGGUUUCACUUGUUGCUAAAGGGCAGGGGGAGCCCUCAGUCUCUGUCUGAUUGUGUCUUCCUCCUCAGGUUAGUGGGGUUGAGUUUCCUGGGUGAGAUGCUGCUGAUUCAGAAAAGGAUUAGCCAUUUAUAUGGCCAAUAUCAUCCAAACAUCUGGUAUACAAAAUGUAGAAGGGAUAUAAAUCCUCAUGCUUCAGGAUAUAAGCCUGCCACUAACUGAUGGGGGUCAGGAAGAAACUUAUCUGAUGGGCAGGUUAAUCCAUAAUUGUUUGGUAUGGGUUUCUCAGACUUAACUCUGAUGCAGCUGGGCCUGUGACUUGCCCUGAAAAAUAGAUCAUUGGUGGGCCUUUAUAUUAUCAGGCUGAUCAUUUUUUGUUUUGCAGUAGUGUUUAGAUGUCCCAACCAAAAUUCAGGAUCCCAUUCAAAAAUAUAGUAAGAGAUUGUCUCGUGCCUCAAAUACAAUCUAAACAAAUAGACAAGAUAGGCAAACAGUAGAAUAAAGUAUUAUUAACCUCCAUUUAUAGAUGGGGAACUGAGGCAGAGAUGAAGGACCAGAUUUUUAAAGGUAUUUAGUUGCUUAAGAUGCAAGCAGAUGCUUAAAGGUGCUUUUGAAAAUUGCACCAGCAGGUUAGGUGCAUAACAUCCACUGAUUUCAAUAGGAGUUAGGUGCCAAACCUAACUUAAGCACUACUGGUCUAUUUCCCGUUUGAAUUUUCACCAAAACCAAUAUGGUUCUGUUCACUGAUGCCUAGAAUAUUCCUGGAAUUUUGGAAUUGCUUAGAUGUGAUGUUCACAAGUUCAUGUUACAAAUAGAGAAAUGCCAUCAAGUAGAGUGAAGAACUCACAUUACUCAGUAAACAAGUUUUCAGAUGUGAUCUGUGUGAGGAAAACUUCUUCAUAUAAAGAAUAUUUCUCCCAACCCGCCGUGUCUCACACCUACACUACCCUGCAGCAACAGGAGAGCUCAGUGACAUGAAAAGGUAGUUUUACGACAGGAUUAAGGGCAUGGGUGCAAACAAAGUGGUUUAAAAGUGAUGGGUGCAGUCAGUUGUUACAUGAUGAUGUACACAGUCUAUGACAUUGCCAUUGCCAAGGAAACAAUUGUGACAUCUCAUGCAGAGGAGUGUAAACAAGAAGCAGGCAGCAUUAUCUUCUGCAAAUAUAAACAACUUGUUUGUCUGAGUGAUUGGUUGAAUAAGAUAUUAUAUUACACCCAUAACAUCACAGGCCAAAACACCUGGCUUUCUUGUCACCGCUGUGGUGAUGGCACUUUCACAUCACUGGUAUCUGAUGGCCAUAGAUGGUCAAACCUUGUGGGAUUUUUCCUUAUAUGGACACUCAGAGCCACAAGUAACAAGAUGACCCAUCUCAGAGUGGAACAUGACAACAGCGAAGACAACGACAGCAGAGACACCUCCGAAGAAAUGCCCUAGAGCCCUUGGGUUGUCACACUUCAGGAAUGUGCGUGAGGUACUAGGAGACUUGGAGAUGGGAGGUGUCCUGCUGGCCGUAGCCACUUUCGAUCUCCUGGCUUCUAUCCCCUGCCCUGCUGGCAGGGCAUUGUGCAGCACCCUUUCCAGCCCACCUGGGUGCAGGAGAUCGAGGAAGAGAGCAUCUGCCAUCCAGCUCCAGCCCAUCUAGAGCAAAGACCCCCAGUGCCUAGCAGGAGUGGGCUGAGGAGGAGGAAGAGGGGGUUAAGGCGGAGGAGGAGGAAGAGAAGGAGGAGGAGGAUGUGUCCCCUGAACAAGACACCAUCAGAGUCAUCCAGGAGCACCUCUAGGGCAGAGCUGAGGAGCUGAUUGAAAAUCUGUCCAUGGUGCCAGAGCCAACCUCCAUCAUCUCCAGCUCCAUGGCGGCAGUUUGGAGCCUCAGAAAACUGAAGCCGCCACUUGCCCUGAAGCUGGAAUCAUGCCUCCUGCGGGCUCUUCUUUACACCCCCUUCACCAUGGGCACUGGGCAGGAUACCACCCACUUCCAGGCUCUGCACAACACCUCUUUACAGAGCCAGGACGCCAUGCUCGGGUGCCUGCUCACCAAGACACCCACCCCAGACAAGCUGCAGCACCUCCUGGAGCAUGACCAGUUCUGGCUCCACUCCAAAAACACCCAGGAGAGAGCUAGAGCCAUAUGGAGCAGCGCUGUCCUGCUCCAAUUCGCCACCUCCCUCCCCGGAUUUGACACCUCCUCCGAUUUCCCCAAGGCGGGCAACUCUGUGCUGCAGUCGGAUCUGUGCAUCUCUGACUCAGCCAACGACAUUAGUCGUCAAGCCAGGAGCGGGAUCUAUUGGAUGCAGAGGCGGGUGAGCUGUUAGUGAGUGGCCCAUCAAAAGGACACUUAACUCACAAUGGACCAUGGGAGACGCCCAUCUACACUGAACGGACUUUUCUGGGAACGUUCCAUCGAAAUAUCCAGCAAAGUAUCCAUCCUGCAAUGGCUGAGCAAAAUUGGGCAUGGACGGAGACUUGCCCAUGUGACUCCAAGCUCCCACCUUUCACCUGUGAUUUUCCACAAGCUGUGCUGAGGACUUUGAAACAAUGGGUUUCCCUCCACAUGGCAGAAGUUAAAGAGGCCCUGGAAACAUCUCCACUAUGCCUCUCUCCUGCUCCAGCCUCUUUCCUGCUCAACCCUCUGGACUAUGGACUUAUACCAAUGGGAGCCUCUAACCAAGGGAUUGAGAAUCUUCCAGUGAUUUGGAAGCACCCAGACUUAUCAAGCCAGCAGUUUAUUCCAUCACUGCUAUAAGCUUGAACCAAGAA
This is a messenger RNA of Gopherus evgoodei (Goodes thornscrub tortoise), 3139 nucleotides long. Its product is annotated as maestro heat-like repeat-containing protein family member 7. Gene Ontology annotation, cellular component: cytoplasm. The record is from RefSeq and is a predicted model, not a curated record. The coding region runs from base 2197 to 2694 and encodes 165 amino acids. The transcript is spliced from 10 exons. Lineage: Eukaryota; Metazoa; Chordata; Testudines; Testudinidae.